AUGGGCAACGACCUUCAAGUCCUCUCUCCAGGAGCCGGCUACGGCAUCGUAAUAGGCAUCGGCGGCGUAUUCGCCUUGUUCAUGCUCGGCCUAACAUGGUUACAAAAUCGCUACACGCAAUUUUCAACCCAUAAAGCUGAAGAAUUCAACACGGCCUCCCGAUCCGUGAAACCGGGUCUUAUCAGCGCCGGUAUCGUUUCCUCGUGGACUUGGUCGGCGACGCUCCUGACCAGUUCCACGUUCGGGUAUAGUUAUGGUAUUUGCGGGCCGAUGUGGUAUGGAGCCAUGGGGACGCUGCAGAUUCUUAUGUUUGGUCUUAUUGCUGUUAAGAUUAAGUCAAAGGCUCCAGGGGCGCAUACCAUGCCUGAGAUUGUGUUGGAAAGGCAUGGGAAAGUUGCGCAUCUUACAUAUUUGUAUUAUGGACUUGCAACAAAUAUGCUUGUUGGGGCAUGUUUGGUGUUGGGUGGUGCGCAGGUUGUUGGUGCGUUGACGGGGAUGAAUGUGUAUGCGGCUGUGUUCUUGAUUCCGCUUGUUGUUGCGGCCUAUGUUAUUGCUGGUGGGUUAAGGUCGACUUUCAUUGCGGAUUAUACCCAUACUGUGAUUUUGUUCGUUGCAAUUUUGGUGUUUGGGUUUACCAUGGUCUCCACGAGUGAUGUCGUCGGGAGUCCGGGGAAGCUCUAUGACCUGCUGCAGGAAGCGUCGGAGAAGAUGCCCAUUGAGAGGAACACAGAUGGGUCUUAUCUGACUUUCCGAUCCGUGGGGGGUUUGAUUUUUGCCUUUGACCUCUUUGUUUCCUCUUUCACGACUGUAUGGCUGGAUCAGGCAUAUUGGCAGCGCGCUAUUGCUUCCAAGCCUGAAACCUCUGUGAAGGCGUAUGUGCUGGGUGGGCUCGCCUGGUAUGGAAUUCCAUUUGGCUUUGCGACCGUCAUGGGCUUGGGGUGUGCAGCCCUGACCAGCAACCCGAAUUUCCCUACUUUUCCUAACCCACUGUCCGCCGAGCAGACCAACGCGGGUCUCUCCGCUCCAGCAACUGCAAUCACACUUCUCGGGAACGGCGGUGCCGUAUUGAUGCUGAUCCUGCUCUUCAUGGCGGUAACCAGCUCCACGUCUGCCGAGUUGAUCGCCGUCUCAUCGCUUCUGACAUUCGACGUGUACAAGACAUAUUUCCGGCCCAACACCAGCUCCGAGACACUAGUCAAGGUCAGUCACUGGGCGAUUGCACUGUAUGCGGUUGUGCUGGCGGCCUUCUGCUGCAUUCUCAAUGCUGCCGGCAUUAGCUUGACUUGGAUUCUGACCGUGCUUGGCGUGAUUGUUGGUGGCGCAUCACUGCCAGUGGGCCUGAUUCUCCUAUGGAAGCCCAUGUCCACGGCUGCGGCAGUUGGUGCACCCUGGAUCGGCUUCUUAUGUGGCCUUGUUGUCUGGUUCGUGACGACCUGGAAGCGCUCCGGGGCUAUCGACGUGGCUACAACCGGCGACACAACCAAUGCCUUGGCGGGAAACUUGGCGUCUUUUGGUAUGGGCUUCAUCAUGGCUGUUGUUUUGACAUUCGUGUUCCCAAAGAAGCACGCGCUAGAAUUGAAUGCCAUUCCUGGCGUCUCUGAGCAGACCAAGCAUGGGGAAGCAAGGACCAAUGCGAGUGAAGCCAAGGAGCCCGUAAGCACGUCAGACACACCGGAUGAGCUCGUCACUCCAGCCUCGGCAGGAAACGAACUAGUCGACUAUCUCGAAUCCAACAACACCGAGCCCAUGGAUCCGGUCCAAGCCAAGAAGGCUGAGCUUAUCGCAUGGACGGCCACGGGGAUCUUCUUCUUUGGAGCCGUGAUUCUGGUUCCCUUCACUCUGUUCGGGACCAGCUACGUUUAUAGUAAAUCGUUCUUCACCGGCUGGGUCGUGGUCUCGUUUAUUUGGGUUUGGAUUAGUGUGAUGAUCUGCGUUGUGUACCCCGUGAUUGAAAGUAUGGGAGCCCUGCGCAGCAUCGCGGGCGGGAUGUGGGCGGACGUCAAGGCGGUGGCAGGGCAUCGGAAGCCACGCGUGGAGGAUCUGGAUCUGGUGGCCGCGUGA
Penicillium atrosanguineum is the source of this 2061-nucleotide messenger RNA. RefSeq names its product sodium:solute symporter family protein. The transcript is spliced from 3 exons. NCBI's taxonomy places the organism in Eukaryota, Fungi, Ascomycota, Eurotiomycetes, Eurotiales, Aspergillaceae. Gene Ontology annotation, cellular component: plasma membrane. The record is from RefSeq and is a predicted model, not a curated record. Gene Ontology annotation, biological process: urea transmembrane transport. Gene Ontology annotation, molecular function: urea transmembrane transporter activity. Bases 1 to 2061 code for a protein of 686 amino acids.